Molecule: messenger RNA, 780 nt
Organism: Talaromyces rugulosus
Lineage: Eukaryota; Fungi; Ascomycota; Eurotiomycetes; Eurotiales; Trichocomaceae
Exons: 4
Coding region: 1-780 (259 amino acids)
Cellular component (GO): nucleus; cytoplasm
Source: RefSeq, a predicted model, not a curated record
AUGCGAUUUCUGUGUCUCUGUGGAGCAUAUGGAAGCUCGGACAAGUUUGAGGUCCAGCUCGCUCCUCUAGUCAAAGAACUACGGUCAGAUAACACUGCCGAAUUUAAGUUUAUUCACGGCCCUGUUGAGGUGUUCCCUCCGAAAACAUUCGAGACCUACUUUGGCCGUGGUCCGUAUUAUCGAUUCAUCAAGCCAGUUGAUGCCAAGGAUGGCACCAGCGACGUCCUUGAUCGGAUUCGAAACUUUCCAAAGGGUGCAACUGCAGAAGAUCAGAUGCGGGCAUUGAUGGGGCCUACGAUUGGAACCCCUAUGCCCAACCUCGAUAACCCUAUCUACCAUAGCUCGCAAGAGGGGAUUGCUUAUCUCUACGAUAUUAUGGAAAGAGAUGGACCCUUUGAUGGGAUUAUCGGUUACUCGGAGGGCGCAACCGUCGCGGCGACUCUUUUACUACAUGAACAACGGAGAUUUGAGGUAGAGGGCAGAGUGCCGAUGUUCAAAUGUGCUGUAUUCUUUGCUGGGUGGCCGCCUAUGAAUCCGGAUUUAAAUGCGGUCGUUUUGGCAGACGAGUCGGACUUGCAAAUAACCAUUCCGACCUGCCAUGUAAUUGGAUCUUUGGACCCGUACCUAGGAGGCUCUAUGUCGCUUUAUAACCUCUGUGACUUGGACACUGCAUUUCUCUUCGAUCAUGCCAAAGGCCACACCUUGCCAAGAGAUCGCGAGACUGUGAAAGAACUAGGGGACACCAUCCGGAUGAUGUGCUCAAGUAUUCUAUCCGAUUGA